This is a messenger RNA of Propithecus coquereli (Coquerel's sifaka), 3347 nucleotides long. It is a transcript of the gene NGFR, whose product is annotated as nerve growth factor receptor. Gene Ontology annotation, biological process: Rho protein signal transduction. NCBI's taxonomy places the organism in Eukaryota, Metazoa, Chordata, Mammalia, Primates, Indriidae. Gene Ontology annotation, cellular component: cell surface; plasma membrane. Bases 119 to 1408 code for a protein of 429 amino acids. The record is from RefSeq and is a predicted model, not a curated record. The transcript is spliced from 6 exons. Gene Ontology annotation, molecular function: coreceptor activity; nerve growth factor binding; death receptor activity.
AGCCGAGCCUCGGCCAGCUCCGGCGGGCGAGCGGGCGCUGGAGUGCGGCGGGGCGCUGCCCUAUCGGUCCGCAGAGCGGACUGAGCUGGAAGCCGAGUGCUGCCGCGGGAGGCGGGCGAUGGGGGCAGGUGCCGCCGGCCGCGCCAUGGACGGUUCGAGCCUGCUGCUGUGGCUGCUGCUGUUCCUGGGGGUGUCCCUCGGAGGUGCCAAGGAGACAUGCCCCACAGGCCUGUACACCCACGGCGGGGAGUGCUGCAAAGCCUGCAACCUGGGCGAGGGUGUGGCCCAGCCUUGCGGAGCCAACCAGACCGUGUGUGAGCCCUGCCUGGACAGCGUGACGUUCUCCGACGUGGUGAGCGCCACCGAACCGUGCAAGCCGUGCACAGAGUGCGUGGGCCUGCAGAGCAUGUCGGCGCCGUGCGUGGAGGCCGACGACGCCGUGUGUCGCUGCGCCUACGGCUACUACCAGGACGAGACGACGGGCCGCUGCGAGGCGUGCCGCGUGUGCGAGGCGGGCUCGGGCCUCGUGUUCUCGUGCCAGGACAGGCAGAACACCGUGUGCGAGGAGUGCCCCGACGGCACGUACUCCGACGAGGCCAACCACGUGGACCCGUGCCUGCCCUGCACGGUGUGCGAGGACACAGAGCGCCAGCUGCGCGAGUGCACGCGCUGGGCCGACGCCGAGUGCGAGGAGAUCCCUGGCCGUUGGAUUACACGGUCCACACCCCCAGAGGGCUCGGAAAGCACAGCCCCCGGCACCCAGGAGCCCGAGGCACCUCCAGAACAAGACCUCAUAGCCAGCACAGUGGCAGAUGUGGUGACCACAGUGAUGGGCAGCUCCCAGCCCGUGGUGACCCGAGGCACCGCCGACAACCUCAUCCCUGUCUAUUGUUCCAUCCUGGCUGCCGUGGUUGUGGGCCUCGUGGCCUACAUCGCCUUCAAGAGGUGGAACAGCUGCAAGCAGAACAAGCAAGGGGCCAACAGCCGGCCCGUGAACCAGACACCCCCACCGGAGGGAGAAAAGCUCCAUAGCGACAGUGGCAUCUCUGUGGACAGCCAGAGCCUGCACGACCAGCAGCCACACACUCAGACAGCCUCGGGCCAAGCCCUCAAGGGUGACGGAGGCCUCUACAGCAGCCUGCCCCCAGCCAAGCGGGAGGAGGUGGAGAAGCUGCUCAACGGCUCUGCGGGGGACACCUGGCGGCACCUGGCCGGCGAGCUGGGCUACCAGCCUGAGCACAUAGACUCCUUCACCCACGAGGCCUGCCCUGCCCGCGCCCUGCUCGCCAGCUGGGCCACCCAGGACAGCGCCACGCUCGACGCCCUCCUGGCCGCCCUGCGUCGCAUCCAGCGUGCUGACAUCGUCGAGAGCCUGUGCAGCGAGUCCACGGCCACGUCCCCGGUGUGAGCCCACCUGGGGAGCCCCCGCCCCACCCCAACAUUCCGACAACUGAUGCUCCAACCAAGCCCCGUGGAGCCUGUCCCCCCUGGGGUGGGCCAGCCCGUCAGGGCUGAACUCCUCUCCUCUGGGCAGGGCCUCGGAGUCCAGGCCCCCAAACCGCAGCCCUGUCGCUGCACCCCAAGUGGCCCUUCACUUCUGAUCACACUCCCUGCCCGGUGAGAGAAGUCCCCCUGCCGCCUGCCCCACCCUGCCUGCCCCUUCACCAUCUCAGGCCACUGUCCCCUUCCUCCCGCACUGCCAAGUGGGCCAGCCUAGCGGGUGUUGUAGCUGGGAGGGGGCUGACACCAGGGAUGGUGUUGGGGGCAGUGACAAGACCCUAGAGACUCAGAGGGUGGUACUGAGGAACCAGAGCCAUGGACUCUACACUGUGAACCUGGGGAACGAGGGAGCAUCGCAGUGGCCUAAACCCUCCCUCGCCCCCCUUACCCCUCCCCUCUGGCCUCAGGUGAAGAGGAGCAGAGGACUGCCAGAAACCCAGCCCACCCCCUCAUUUCACAUUCAGGACGGUGAGGCCCAGAGAGAGGCAGUGACUUGCCCAAAGUCACACAGCAAUGGGGAGGCCAAGUGUAGGCUGGCACCCUCCUCUCUAAAUGAGGAGCCUCAGGUUUGCUUGAGGGGAGGGAGAGAGGGAGAAGGUGGCCUUCUGAGUAGUGUCCUGAAGCUGUCACUCCCCCUUCCGCCAUCUCCAGGCCCUGUCCCCGCUCUGCGGAGAUGGGAUGCUUGCCCAAGGCCUGGUCCAUCGGUCAUCGUGGCCGAGUCAGCUUUGGGUUCUGUGGAAAGGGGAGCUGCUUCCCUCUGCCUGUCCCCCUCAGGCAUGUCAGUGUGGCAUCUGUGGUGUGGCCUCAGUUGGCUGCCCUCUGUCCUGGCACAGGCUCGGAGUCAACACUGGCCCCUAGAAUCAGCCCUAGGGGUCGGGGACUAAAGACCUCUCACCCUGCAACACACACACACCCCGGAUGGAAAUCUCGCUUUUCUCCAUGAGCUCCCGGGGCAGCUGCCAGAGAAGCAUCGGAGGGAAUUGAACUCUGCUGGGCUAUCCUCCCUCGCCCCUGGCUUUGGCGGGCCAAGGACGGCUGAGGCUUGAGUUGGCGUCUGUCUUCAAGGGCUUGCACGUGGAGGAAUGCGGAAUGCGCCCCCAUCCUCCCCUUCCCUGCAAGCAGGGGUUUGGCUGGACCCAGAAGGUUGUGAUGAAGAAAAGUGAAAAGUGGGCCAGUGUGGGAACGCAGCAAGAAGGAACUGAGUUAGACUGUGGCCCCGGGGGGUUCCUCCCAAGCUUAGAUGGCCCCGUGAAAAAGGACUGUUUUUUCCUUAGCUUGGCCAGAAAGGGGCCCUGAGGUCUCAGUGGCCUUUCCACGCCCUCCCUGGUCUGUUCUGUUUUGCUUGAUGUUGGAAUGAGUGUGGCUCUCCCUCUAUUUAGCAUGAACGAGCCCCAGGCAGGCUGUGCGCUGACAGCCACCCCCUCCCCACCCAGGGUCGUCCGGACCCUGUGGAAGGGACUCGGAGCAUUGUAUGUAGAUGGCAUUUCUUGGACCUCAGUCUGUGAUGAGAGGAGGACGCUCACAUGCUGGCCCCUCACCUGUGCACCUGGCAAGUGGGAUGGAGUCCGAGUGUAUUUAUUUUCCUCCCCAGCAGUACGGGAGGGGUUGGGGGGUUGCGAGUACGUUUUAGCAUGUAUUUGGCUCUGGGGACCCUCCUGCCUCCCCUUGGGCUGAGAUGGAACACUUUUGGCCCCCCAGCUGGGAGCUGCAAGCUCGGACCCCCUAUAACCUCCCCUGUCACCUCUCCCUUGCAUCCUGUGUAAUCAUUUCUUGGGCCCUCCUGAAACCUACACAUAAAACAUAAGUGAUGAACAUUAAAUAGCAAAGAAAGAAAAACGGUGCAAAGA